This is a messenger RNA of Gossypium arboreum, 768 nucleotides long. RefSeq lists its product as uncharacterized. The record is from RefSeq and is a predicted model, not a curated record. The transcript has a single exon. Bases 1 to 768 code for a protein of 255 amino acids. NCBI's taxonomy places the organism in Eukaryota, Viridiplantae, Streptophyta, Magnoliopsida, Malvales, Malvaceae.
AUGGAAGAAGCAUUGGCUAAUUUGAAUUUGCUUAAUGAAGAAGAGGAGGCUUUCCAAGAGGACGUAAGGACUGUUGACCAUGUUUAUUCACUUUGUCUAGUGGGUUGUUGUUUAACUGAUAGCGUCGUUCAUUUCCCUUCACUUCGGAAUACUUUGGCGGAUCUUUGGCACCCUAUCAAAGGUAUUUGUAUAUCAGAUUUGGGGGGCAAACGGUUCCUCUUUCAGUUCUUCCACGAGGUGGAUAUCCAAAGGGUGCUUUUGGGCACACCUUGGUUUUUUAAUAUCCAUUUACUCUUGCUUCAUAGGAUUCAGCCGGGAGAGAAUCCUUUGUUAGUCCCCUUAAAUCUGGCUAAUUGUUGGGUUCAGAUUCAUGAUCUUCCUCCAGGUUUAAUGACGGUUAGUAUGGCUGAGCAGUUUGGGAAUUUUUUAGGUCAGUUUCUGGACUAUGAUAUGUCGUUUUCGUCAAAGGGAUUUCACACCUUCAUGCAUAUUAAGGCUCGUCUGGAAGUGUCAAAGCCUUUAAAACGGAAAAAGAAAAUUCUUAUUUUAACUGAUAGAGUUAUCUAUGCCAGAUUUCAGCAUGAAAAACUCAGCCUGUUUUGUUUUAUUUGUGGCAAACUGGGCCAUGGUGAAAGUUUUUGCCCGUUUCGAACCAGUAUUGAACCUUCUAAAAUUGGUUUUGGACGGGAUAUUACCUUAUGGGCGGCAACACGACGGCAAUCAGUCUCUGCUAGCAAGUGGUUGCAGGACGCAGAUGGUUCAGACUAG